Gilbertella persicaria is the source of this 837-nucleotide messenger RNA. RefSeq lists its product as uncharacterized. Gene Ontology annotation, molecular function: 5'-nucleotidase activity. The record is from RefSeq and is a predicted model, not a curated record. The transcript is spliced from 3 exons. The coding region runs from base 1 to 837 and encodes 278 amino acids. Gene Ontology annotation, biological process: deoxyribonucleotide catabolic process. Lineage: Eukaryota; Fungi; Mucoromycota; Mucoromycetes; Mucorales; Choanephoraceae.
AUGCAUCCAAAAGAAGCUCGUAAAGUAAUUGCUGUUGAUUUUGAUCAAACAUUGGCCCAUACAUUAGAAAGUCUAGUCAAAUGGCAUAAUGAUACAUAUUCGACCAACUUUAGUGUUACAGAUUUUAAUACGUAUGACUAUUGGAAGAUCUGGGGUGGAACGAGAGAAGAAAGCUGUAUGAAAAUUAGAGAAUUUUAUGAAUCUGAACAUUUUGAACAAAUUGAACCUAUCCGAGACUUUGCAUUGGAAGCCCUUAAGAUGCUCAAGCGACGUCAUUUUACGUUAGUCAUCAUCACUUCUCGUCAGCAAUUCAUUGCAGACAAGACAAAAAAAUUUGUCGACAAACAUUAUCCAGGCAUAUUUGAGAGUAUCUAUUUCUGUAAUUUAGACUUGUCUAGCUCAGAGCAAUUGGAAUACAUCUCCAAGCCCAAGUCACUUAUCUGUCAAGAAAUUGGUGUUGAUGUAUUGAUUGAUGAUUCACUAGAGCAUGCUCUGGACUGUUCCUCCCUGGGUAUUGAUAUCUUACUCUAUGACAGAAAAGGGCAGUACCGCUGGAAUCAUGAAGAUAAACUAAACAUUCACCGUAUGAAAAACUGGAGAGAGAUUAUUGCUCAAUUCCCUAAACCCUCAAGUCCACUUCGAUUCUGUUAUUAUCCUCCUGCUUAUUCUGAAGAAGAAGAAGAGGAAGAAGAAGAUGAAGACGAUGAUGGCAACUCUUAUGAACAACCUGCAUACCAACCUAGUUACUAUGGCAAAUAUGAAACAGUGGAAGUGGAAGAACUUAGUGAUGAAGAUGAAGCAUAUCCUAUUUGGAAAGAGAAUCGUGUUUGGGUUUAA